Messenger RNA from Seriola dumerili (greater amberjack), 5107 nucleotides. RefSeq names its product MYB binding protein 1a (gene mybbp1a). Gene Ontology annotation, biological process: regulation of DNA-templated transcription. Lineage: Eukaryota; Metazoa; Chordata; Actinopteri; Carangiformes; Carangidae. The coding region runs from base 43 to 3948 and encodes 1301 amino acids. The transcript has 27 exons. Gene Ontology annotation, cellular component: nucleolus. The record is from RefSeq and is a predicted model, not a curated record. Gene Ontology annotation, molecular function: transcription corepressor activity; RNA binding; sequence-specific DNA binding.
UCCUGCAGCAGCAUGGACAGUUAGUUGUGGUGGUGUGAGGAGAUGUCUGUAGAGAUGGUGGAGCUCUCGGUAAAAGCGUCAGAGCCGGUCCGACCCGCCGGGAUCCUGCAGCAGAACCGCGUCUUCCUCGACUUCUUCUGGGACUUGGCCAAACCGGAUCAGGAGGUCCGGCUGAAGGCGGUGGAAAACCUCAUCCAGUACCUGAAAACUAAUAACAAGGCAGAUGAGUUGGAAUACACCUUUAAAAGACUGGUGGAUGGACUGGCGCACACACGAGAGACUGCGAGACCUGGAUUCAGCCUGGCUCUGGGACAGGUCUUGAGUGCCUUUGAGGAGAUCUCUCUGCAGAGUAUAUUCGACAGAAUCGAAGAAAAGCACAAUUUGCAGACAGUGAAAAAGAAACUUGUCAGAAAUGCUUUGUUUGGAAACUUGUUUGGCGUCCUCGCCCUUCAUCAGUCCAGCCGCCUCUCUAAAGAGCCUCAGGUGGUGUUGGGAUGUGUGAAGCUCCUCCAGAGCCUCGGCCAGCACAGACAACACCUCAAGGAUCUGCCCACUAAGACCAUGAUGGACAUCCUCAAUGAGAUCUCAGAGGAUGUGUUUGAGGAGGUCCUGCUGGGCGCUCUGCAAACUGACCUGGCAUCAGCCUUCAAUACUCCAGAGCAGCUGCAGCUGCUACUGGUUGCACUGCAGCGCUUCCCACAAACCCUCAAACCCAAGAAACUGAAGAAGCUGCUGGGCUCCUCGACCAUCAUCAACACUGACAACAUCCCAAAGUUGACAGAGGUGUUAAAGACGGCGGCCCGCUCGGUAAAGAAGGAGUGUGUCCUCCCACCAGUGGUCCUGGACCUCCUGAAGCUCUCUCUGAAGGAAGACAGCUUCCAGCUCUUCUGGAAUAAAGCCAUCAUCCACGGCAUGUUGAAGGAGCAGCCCGGGCCAACUCAUUACCUGAGCUUCCGUCUGCUGGGCAGUGCCCUGCCUCAUCUGUCUGUAGCCCAGCUGAAGGAGGUGUUGUCUGGAGAGGUGAUGAUGCAGUAUGGGGAACAUGUGGUGUCUGCUCAGAAACCAGACCGCUUCAAGCUGGCUCCAGAGAUGGAGGUCUACGUGUCAGACUUCUUGCAGGGCUGUCAGGACUCAGACAAACAGCUGGCAGUGAUGGUGGGCUUCUCCUCGCUGACCAACCAGGGUUACCCUGUGGUGCCGUCGGUGUGGAGGGUGGUGCAGCAUCUCCAGCCUGCAGCUCUGCAGAGCUACGUGGAGUGGCUGAAGAACAUGUUCAUGCAACCUCAGCUGGACAAGCUGCUGGACUUCAGCACUCGCAAGCAGAAAGGCAAUCAGGAAGGACGGGAACAGAGGGAGGACUCCAUAUUCCGCCUGAGGAAGUGGAUUGUUGCCCGGCUCACCUCAAUCGUUGACAACCACCAGGUGAAGAAGCAGGAGGAUCUCAUCAUGGAUGUGGCCAGGUUCGUCUUUUUCCACGCUUUCUUCAGUGCCAAGAAGGCCACAGCCGACAUCGCAGAGACGAAGGGGAAGCUUUCCGUCCCAUUGGAUGAUAAAACCAGAGGAGUGCUUGUCAGUUCUUUCUUUGGACUCCUUAUGUCCAUGCACCACCUGCCCCUCACGGAGGACUCAGCCGAGGGCACGGCUGUGAACCAAAAGCGGGCUCUGGGUGUGACGGCCGAUGGCACCAUGUGGAUCUACCACCUGGUCCAGUACGCCCAAGUCCUUCUUAAGCAGCCAAAAUGCGUCCAGAGCAGCCAGCCUUUCAGCCCCGAGCAGAGACAGGCCUGGGACAGCAUGCUGGAGUCGGUGGCAAACCUGAAGAAGAAAUCGAAGAAAGGCCAGACAGCAGAGAGCAGCGCGUUCCAGCAGCUCUUCCUGUUGGUCGGCAUGCACCUCUUCAAGGCCCCUGAGGAGCUGCUGGACAUCAUGAAAGACCUGCAGAGCUGUGUUGAUAAAGCCCAGGAGAAGAAAACCAAGAAGAAAAAAAAGAAACAAGCCACAGAGCAGGAGGAGGAACCUGAUUGGGCGGAGGUGAUGGUGGACAUCUUGUUGUCCCUGCUGUCCCAGCCGAGCCGACAUAUCAGACAGGUCUGCAAAACUGUCUUCUCCUCCAUCUGCCCCCAUGUUACCGCAGCAGCCCUCACCGCCAUCUUGGAUGUUUUGGACCCAGAGAAUAAUGACGAGGAGGACAGCGCUGUGGUCGUCACUGACGACAACGACACCAACAAAGCCCAGAAGAAGAAAUCAAAGGAAGAAGAUGGUGAGGAACAUGAUGAGGAAAUGGAGGAUGACACGUCAGACAGAGCAGAUGAAGACUCUGACAGUGAUGAGGAUGAUGAGGCAAUGGAAGAGGAGGAGGAGGAAGAAGAGGAAGAGGGGGAAGAGGAUGAGGAGGAUGAGGAGGAGGAUGAGGAGGAGGAGGUGGAGGGGAUGGAGCAAGAGGUGGACCAAAAUUUCCGUUUGGAGUUGAUGAAGGUGUUGCAGCAGCAGAAUGCUCUGGCCACAGAGGAGGAUGGCAGCAGUGAUGAAGAUCUGGAUGAUGAAGCCAUGAUGGAGCUGGAUAAGAGCCUGUCGGCGCUGUUCUCAGAGCAGAAGAAAAAGACCCAGGCCAAGAAGGAUGAGAAGUCCAAACUACAGAAAGAGAAGACUCUGGUCCGAGACUUUAAGAUCAAGGUGUUAGACCUCAUCGAGGUGUUCGUGGCCCGGCAGGCUGGCAGUCCUCUCGUGUUGGGUUUGGUGGAGCCUCUGCUCACCAUCAUCGACAGAGGAAUGAGCGGCGACAGCCACCAGCAGGAGCAGGAUUUCCUCCGCCGAGCUGCAGACAUCUUCAGGAACCAGCUGUGUAGAUCCAAAGUUUACUGCAGGACUGUUGGUGACAGACAGGGGGAGCUCCAUGACCUGCUGGACAAACUGAUGACUAAAACCCAGAAACUGUCUGACUCCUCAGUCUGCCUCUACUACUUCAGUGCGUCUCUGUACGUGGUGAAAGUGCUGCGAGGAGCUCCUCCUGCUGAGACCAAAGAGGAGCAGACUGCCGAGAAAGCUGCAGCAAACGACUUGAUGUUCAUGGGGAAUGUGGAUGUGGAUCGGGUCUCCACCAUCUUCAGAGAGGCUCUGACCUCCUUCAUGAGCAGGAGGAAGAGCCCUCUGACCACUCAGAUGUUCACAGACUUGUUCAACAGAUUCCCCGUUUUGUGUGUGAAUCUGUUGGAUACAGCAGUGCAACACAUCACAUCUGCUGUCAGAGAACACCAGAAGGGCCAAGCGUGUGUGUUGGUGUUGCGGGCGCUGCAGAGCAGGGAGGUUCAGCAGCUGCUGAGCGGCGCUCCAUGGACAGAGCUCUGUGUGAAGAUCACAGGUCAGCUAGCAGCGAGUCUUCAGCUGGUGGGUCAAACUGAGAGCAAGGUGGUGAAAGAGAAGGUGGUGAAAACCCUGGAGCUCUGUCAGUUCCUGGUUAAGCACAUUCACCAGCAGAAGCUGACUGUGGACCUGGAGCCAGUACAGAAGGUCCUGCUGUCCCUGACCAGCGUCAUCACGUUCAAGAAGACCGGCAAGCUGGAAGACACCUACUGGGCUGUGAUGAAACACUUUGGAGUCAUGAAACCCAAGGUAGAAAAGACAAAGUCUGACAAGGAGGCCGACCAACAGCCAGUUUCCAAGAAGAAGAAGAAAGGCUUUCUACCUGACACAAAAAAGCGUAAAAUGCGCAAGAAGCCUGUUUUAGAGCCAGCAGCAGACAACUCAACUCCCACAGACAAACCAGGGGCAGCCAAAGGACAGGCCAAAAAGAAACAUGACAAGAAAACAAAGCAGAAACGACCAGCCGACGGCGCAGCAGCUUCUCAGCCCAACCCGGCCAAGAAAAGCAAGACACAGUCUGAGAGCAAACCAGCAAAGAAGAAGAAGAAGAAACCCAAACAGAAGAAAGAUGGAGCAGGUCAAAUGUAAAGCGGACACUGCUAUUUUAAUGGACACAAAGAAGUUUUUGUUAAUUUCUUUUUGAAGAGGCUGUGCUUUCGUCUGUUAAUUUUUCUACUGUGCAUGCAGUCGACUUCUUGGCUGCAAGUUCUGGCAAUAUGUUGGUAUGUUUCAGUAUGAAAUAAUUCCAUAUUGAAAUUGUCAGAUGUUUGGGAAGUGAAUUAAGACACAUUAUUUUUCUAAUGUGUGGCUCUUGAUUAAAUAAAUAUAUCUACAACAAGUUAACUUCUCUUCCCAAAAAUCCAUCACAAACCUGCUCCCAUGCCCUUCAUCAUCACUUGAAAAUGAGAGGAUGGUCUUCAUUUUUUUUUUAAGGUUGAUAACAAUGUAAGGUUGAUACCUGUCAUGGCCUGGAGUUGAAAAUCAAAAUUUAUAAAAAUAAAAAAUUUGAUAUACAGCACUGUGCAAAGGUUUUGGGCCCUUAAAAGUAAAGUUAACUUCAUACAAAGUUCAGUAAAGACAAAAAAACUAAAUUAAAUUGGUAUUUGUUGUGACCAUCCUUUGACUAUUAGGACUUGUGCACAGUUUUUCAAGGUAUUUGGCAGGUAGGUUGUUGGAAGCAUCUUGGAGAAGCAUCUUGGAAAACUUGCCACAGUUCGUCUGUCACAGUGUCUUCUGUCUCUUCAUGUAAGUCCAGACUGACAACAUGAUGCUGAGAUCAGGACUCUGUGGGAGCACCGACCAUCUGUUACAGGACUUCUUGUUCUUCUUGUUACUGAAGAUGGUUCUUUAUGACUCAUGAAUCAGAAUCGAAACAUCUCAGGUGCCUAAAACUUUUGCGCAGCACUGUUUAUUUUGUCAAAAAAUAACGAGAAUACAUCUGUAAAGUACUUGCCAUGUGAAGUAGGAUGUAAACUUCCCCCAGGUUGCUAAAACCUGAUUCCCAGGAAAAACACCAAGGACAUGGCCUCAGUGUUCUCAGUUGUAUUGAUUGUACAGCAGCUACUUUAACUAGAUACCAUUAGUCAAAAAGUAUAAACCUUGUGGUAUUCUAUAUUUUUGUUAACCAACAAAACCAACAAUGUGUUUGUCCGUCUUAGUGUGCUCUGACUUCCCUUCUCUGUCUGUGGCUCACAGCCCAAAGUCCACCGGUCAAUAGUGAAAACAAACUUUAAUAAAAAAAAGUCAC